Molecule: messenger RNA, 1731 nt
Organism: Candidozyma duobushaemuli
Lineage: Eukaryota; Fungi; Ascomycota; Pichiomycetes; Serinales; Metschnikowiaceae
Gene: SEP7
Product: septin
Exons: 1
Coding region: 1-1731 (576 amino acids)
Biological process (GO): actomyosin contractile ring assembly; cytoskeleton-dependent cytokinesis; cellular bud neck septin ring organization
Cellular component (GO): cytosol; septin ring; septin complex
Molecular function (GO): GTP binding; GTPase activity; molecular adaptor activity
Source: RefSeq, a predicted model, not a curated record
AUGGACUACAGCGACCUGGCCUCGAUGACGCUGUCAUCGCCGAUGAUCAACUACAGAAAAGACGCCAAAAAGGCGGUCAAGUUUCUGUUUAUGGUGGCGGGCGAGUCCGGCACGGGAAAGUCCACUUUUGUCAACUGCUUGUUGAACAGAAAGGUGAUGAACCAUAAAUACGAGGGAGUGGACGGUUCUGGCGACACAAAGACGUUGGCCUACACGUCUGCUCAAAACGUCAAUUUGCCAAAUGCCUCUAUCUUGGCUACCAACGAGUUUGACGCGUCGGCGGCCCAAGAAGAACCAGGUAUCGCCCUCACAGAAACCAAGGUGGAGAUUGUCGACGACGACGGCAUCCGCAUGCAGCUAAAUAUCGUCGACACGCCUGGCUUCGGCGAGAACUUGAACAACGAAAUGUGUUUUGUCGAGAUUGAGAACUUCUUGAAGCAGCAGUUUGACUUGGUGUUGGCCGAGGAAACCAGAAUCAAGAGAAACCCCCGUUUCGUCGACACCCGUGUGCACUGUCUCCUUUACUUCAUUGUGCCUACGGGCCACGGCUUGCGUGAUUUGGACAUUGCCACCAUGAAGCGCUUGUCCAAGUACGUGAACAUCAUCCCCGUCAUUGGCAGAGCCGACUCCUUCACCUUGGAGGAGAUCCAGCACUUCAAGCAGCAGAUCAAGAUCGACAUUGAGCGCUUCAACGUGCCCGUUUUCCAGUUUGACAACUUUGUCAGCGAGUACGACGAGGACGAGGACUACGACUUGAUCCAGGAGUGCAAGUACUUGACCCGCUUGCAGCCAUUCGCCAUAAUAGCCUCUGAGCAGGACUUUGAAAUCAAAGACACAAACACGGGCGAGACCAAGGUCAUCAAGGCAAGACAAUACCCAUGGGGUCUUGUCGACGUGAACAACCCUAAAUACUCUGACUUCCCCGUGUUGAAGUCGGUUCUCUUGGGCUCCCACUUGCAGGACUUGAAGGACUUGACCCACGAUUUCUUGUACGAGACCUACAGAACCGAGAGAUUGACCGGUGUUACCGGCAAGGGCAUUGACGAAGACGAGGACGAUACUUUCCACGACUCCACGGAUGCUCCUCAGGGUGUCACCAACGCCGUUCCUUCCUUGUCGAACUUGGCCAAGUUGACCGAUGAAUCCGCCUUCAAGCUUGACCAGGACAAGGACGACGAUUCCGACGACAACACUUCACUUUUGCUGAGCCUGUCAAAGAAGCCUCGCUCGAUGCUCAUAAACGAGGAAGCCCUGGCUGAAUCGCCCAGAGUGAGAGGAAACGCGUCAUUCACAUCUUCGGUUUCGUCCGUGACCGGCGGCGAGAGGGAGAGCCAGUAUAGCCACACUGACCGCUCAAACAACUCCUUCAAGAGAAUGUCGAUCGGGCCUCAGCGAAGCCAAUUGAGACAAAUCUCAGAGACGGUGCCUUACGUCAUCAGACAUGAGAGAAUCUUGGAGAGGCAGCAGAAGCUUGAAGAGAUGGAGCAAGCCAGUGCGAGAGAAUUGGCAAACAGAGCUCAGACGCUAGAGCAGAGAGCUGCCGCCUUGAAGGCCAAAGAGAAGUUGCUUUUGCAAAAAUUGGAGGCUUACAAGAAGAAACAAUCUGCAUCGGAAACGACAUCGGUAAAUACCGAGGGUGCCGAUACGGAAAAUGAAGAAACCCUGCAGAGCUUUGCCAUCAGAAAGGACGAAACGCUCACGGAUUUGCAUCUGGUAGUUAGCCAACAGUGA